AUGGCAUAUGAAACGCAUGAGGAAUGGCAUGAGACAGCUAAGCUAAACAACCGGCCGGUUUCCAUCCUGGUGAGGCCUUGCGCUUGGCGGGUGCAGAUGCCUUAUGGGCCGAGCUCUUACAGCUGCGGCAAAGCUGCCAGGCACCGGAUGAAGAAGAUUGGAACCCUUUGCCCGAGAAACGACGCAGAGGCACCGCGUGCGCAGGAGGCCCUAAAGUUGCAGGUGGCACCCGGGCAAGUCCUUGAGAAAGUGCCAGCAAUCCAGGAGCCGAAGAACACGCCUUUUGCGUUCCACUACGGCAUGGACGUCUGCAUCGAAGCCGGCAAGGACAAAUAUAUCCAUUACAUGGACACCCACGAGUACAUGGUCAUCGACGAAGGUGCCUACACGAUCUCUGCUCUCCCGCUCAUCCCGGGCGCCAAGCGGCGGCGCUUGUUGAAUAUGGCCCUGACCAACCUCGAGAGCCUGCAGAGGAACCUGCAGGAGGAUCCUGCAGUGGUCCAAGUGGAGAAGGAAGUUCCUGAGGAUGUGGAACACGAGCCCUUCAUUUCUGGAAAUUUCAGGGAAUUGGACGGAUUUUCUAGAGAUCCGGUGGUGAAAUCGAUCCAGCAGCCAGCCAAGAGCUUGCGGAGGCACUGGGUCGGCGGCCAGGACGGGCAGAGGGUGGCUCACGGCCUGGAGGAAGAGGCGAAGGAGCUUUGCGUGCGCCGUCCGGGGCUCGGCUACCGGGCCUACCAUGCACUGCUGAAGGAGGAGCUGGGCAAUGUGAGCCUCAAGAAGGUUCAAGCGGCGCUCCAGUGCUUGCGUGAAGCAUCGGCGCCGAGCCUGGCAUCCGCCGCAGGGCCGCCAGAAGAGAAAUGGCCCCCAGCUGAGUGCGGACUUCACUUGGUCGAGCUUCCCGGCCGUGGCAAGGGCUAUUUAGCCAUGCGGCGCUUUCGGCGGGGCGAGGUCUUGUUCCAAGACGUGGCGUUCUGCAGUGCGCUCGUGGGCGAGGGCGACAUGGAAGAGCUGGCAACUCAAUGUGAAGGGCGGCCGUUGGAAGAGGUGAUGGAUUUGACGUACGGUGCCGAAACGCCCGAGCUCCAUGGCAUUCUGCAGAACAAUGUCUUCCACUGCACUCGCGAGGUCGACUGCUGUGCGCUCUUCCUCCGCGUGGCUCGGCUGAACCACUGCUGUCGGCCCAAUGCCUUCGUGGACUGCGCUCGCAGCAGCGCCACAGUGCGCUGCCUCACGGACAUCGAGGAGCAGCAGGAGAUUUUGAUCUCCUAUGUCCCAGUCAGUGACCCACGGCCUUUGCGGCAUGAAAAGCUGGCCGGAAAGGGCUUCGUUUGUGACUGCUUGCGCUGCCAGGAGGAGGCUGCCGAGGCCACCCUUAGUCCGUGCGCCAACACGGACUCCGCGCUGAAGGAGAUCGAGGAGAUCAACGACUUCAUGCGGAGCCCGGCAGCCGCCCAAAGCGACACCCGGCAGCUGCUGGCGAAGCUGUGCGCCGUGGACCAACGGCGCCGUGCGGAGAACGUGGAGGGCGGCUGCGCAGUGGUGACGCUGCUGAACAACCUCUCAAACCUUCACUUCUUUUGUGCUCAAAACUUGACGGGGACGGCACGUGCGGAGGCACUGGAGGCCUUUUACGACUGCAAGAAGGAGCAGAUGCUUCGCUACGAGGCCCUGCAUGGUGGGGCUGCGCAGCGGGACAUCAGCUACUUGUUGGCCCUUCAGCGACUUUUCUCCCUUGAGCCGGGCCCACCGCAGGAACUCAGGAGUGCCUGGCUUCAGCAGCUGCAGCGUGCAUCGCUGCUGCAGUACGGCGAGUUGUCCUCUUGGAUGAGCCCGACAUUCGCUUCUGCGUCGGGAGCCUCGUGUGUCGGGGACACCGGAAGGACGCGGGCGGAAGACCCAAAACCAGGUGGCGUGGAGUUUGGGUAUGUGCGGGAGGAGUGGCGAGAUUGCAACACUGACAUUGCGCUUCAAGCGCCUGGUUCGCGAACGAACCCGCCCACCGGCGCGGCGCUUGAACGACUUCCGCGUCGGCUCCGGGCGCCCGAGAUUUGCUACGACGAAGAGUCCCCGGUCUUCAUCGCGUGCCUUUGGGCUCGGUUGAAGGGCUUCGACAUCCAAGAGGUGGAACGAUCGCUGUGCCAGGCCCGAGCGGAUCGCGCCGAAGACCGGAGCCGUUUGCUCCAACAAAUCACCCUGGAGGACGGCCGUCGCGAAGAGGCCCAGACCGGUGGAGGACGGUGUCCCAAAAUCCGUGUCCAAAGCCAGCUGGCUUGGGCGGACCUGUUCAAUGCUAACCGGAGCUGUCAAAGCCUGCCAGGUCUAUCACACCUUGAUCCGGUGUCCACGGCCGCGGGGCCUCCCGGCGACCACGUGGCCGAAGCCUUCCGGUUUGCGCCCAGUUUUGGGAUCGGGACGUGCUCAAGCACCAAUGGAGGCGCCCCGGGGGAGCACGUGAAGGCGGAGACGUCCAGCUUCCUUUGGAUUGUCAACAUGGCCAAGGAUGAGCAGCUGCAGCCGGACUCUGAAAGGGUGAGAGCCUUUGUGCAUAAGGCUGGUGCUCUCAUCCGCCCGGCGCGCGAGGUGCCACCGCGUGCGGAGCUCCCCGAGGACGAGAGUAGUCAGAUCGACAUGGGCGGUUUGAUCCCUGCGUGGGCCACCAGCUACUUGUCCUCCGUGGUCGCGGGCAAGGCAGGCCUUGAGCUGGACCGAAGACUUGAGGCACGCCCGGUGGAUCGAUCGUGGGUGUCGGAGACGUUGGUGGAAGAUUGGUCAGAUGUCAUGUCGGACGACUGCGGCCUGCCAGAGGUGGAGGAUGUGCCAUCUCUCGCGGAGAUCUCCGAAUUCCUCAUGCCAGGUUGGACGGAUCACUGGGAUGACACCGAGCUGGUUGAGGAAGAGUUCGACAAGGAGCUGUCGCAGGGCAGCAUGCGCGGUGGCCCAGGAUUUGUUUCUGCCCGGAUUGGACCCGAUGACAAGCGUGUGGACCAUGCGUGUGUGCUUUUCUCGGACCCUGCCUAG
Molecule: messenger RNA, 3018 nt
Organism: Durusdinium trenchii
Lineage: Eukaryota; Dinophyceae; Suessiales; Symbiodiniaceae
Source: the annotation of a GenBank genome assembly